Molecule: messenger RNA, 1736 nt
Organism: Pelobates fuscus (common spadefoot toad)
Lineage: Eukaryota; Metazoa; Chordata; Amphibia; Anura; Pelobatidae
Gene: OLFM4
Product: olfactomedin 4
Exons: 5
Coding region: 24-1409 (461 amino acids)
Biological process (GO): signal transduction
Source: RefSeq, a predicted model, not a curated record
UGUAGUCUGACCAAGGGGCGAAGAUGAAGUUUAUAACAUCAUGUCUUCUAGCAGUCAUCCUAUCCUGCCUUCUUGUAUACAUUUCUGCACUAGAUCUCACCUUUAACGUCACUGGAAAAGCAGAUGACAAAGGGAUCUGCAGUUGUUCUGUUCAGAUACCUGAUAACACGUUCCCGGUUGCAAGAAUGGAAGUGCUGGAAAAUACUGCAAGUGCACUUUCACUGAAAGUGGAGAGAGAAAUUUCAAAGAUUUCUGAAUACACAAGAUCUAUACAAUUCUAUGAACAAAGAAUUCGAAACCUCUCCAUUAAGGUUGAAACAAUGGAGAAAACCAGUAUUUCAUACACGGAACUGGACUUUGAGUUUCUAAAACUGGAAAUCGCCGAAAUGGAAAAAUUGGUUUCUCAACUAAAAACAUCUGUAACUGGAAAUGUCAUUGUUGAACAACUAUACACAGAGAUUAAGAAUAUGACUCUGAUGGUACAUCAGCUAGAAAGUCUUGAUAAGAACAAUGUCCUUGCAAUCCGCCGAGAAAUUGUUGCUCUAAAGAAUCGUUUGAAGGAAUGUCAAGAGCACAGCGGCAAAGAAAAUGCAUACAUCCCAGCUGGUACUUGCAGUCAUGGUGGUAUUGUGAAUAUCAGCAAACCUUCUGUGGUUCAACUGAACUGGAAAGGAUUUUCCUUUAAAUAUGGAGCCUGGGGUAAAGAUUAUUCCAUCCUUAAAAAAGACAAUUCUGUGUACUGGGUCGCCCCAUUGAAUGCAGAUGCCAGAUACCUGGAGUACUAUCGAUUGUACAACAGUUAUGAUGAUUUACUUUUGUACAGAAAUUCUAGAGAGAACAGAGUGGAUUACGGGCAAGGCAGUGGUCAUGUGGUUUAUGAUAGUUUUCUUUUUUAUAACUGUCAUGGUUCUGGAGAUAUGUGCAAGCAUGAUGUAAAUGGAAACAAACUGGUUCUUCGGAGAAACCUCCCAGGUGCGGUGUUUAACAAUCGUUUCUCUUAUGCUGGUGUAGCUUGGCAGGAUAUUGAUUUUGCUGUGGAUGAAAGUGGUUUGUGGGUCAUUUAUUCCACUGAGGCUAGCACAGGUAAUAUUGUCAUCAGUAAGCUCAAUGACACAACACUUACAGUAGAAAAUACUUGGCAAACAAGACAAUAUAAACCUUCUGUGUCCAAUGCAUUUAUUGUCUGUGGGGUUCUGUAUGCGGUCCGGCCCGUGAACACCAGGAAGGAAGAAAUAUUUUAUGCAUACGAUACAAAGACAAAUCAGGAGAUCAGUGUAAACAUCAUGAUUGAUAAGGUCUUGGAAACAAUGCAGAGUAUUAAUUAUAGCCCGGAUGACCACAAAUUACAUGUUUAUAAUGAUGGUUAUCUGCUGUCAUACCAACUGGAAUUUCAGCCACUCCCAAGCUGAGACAUAAUGAAUUCUUGAAAUGACAUUUAUUCACUAAACUUGGAACUGUUCAGAAACAAGGAAAUGCCACAUCUCAUACUUAGCUGGCUGACGUGUUAAUAUUAUCAAACACACCUAUAUUAUUUUAAACUAAUAUCUGCAUUUCCUGUCUCUGUUCUCUGUAACCUGGUUUAUUGAAUAAAAUCCUGAUGGCUAAAUCUUGGCUUCAUAUAGUGUAACCUGCAAUAUUUCAGCAAAGUCAGUUCAUGUGCCUCAAAUAGAGCCAGCAUUAGAUAGAUAAUGUAUAGGAAUCUCUUGCUAUAUGUGUAAGGACUUCUUAAUUUCAAC